GGCAUCUCUGUGCGGCAUGGCCUGUCUGCAGGUCUGCAUAUGCAUCCAUCUUCAACUGUUUUCUAUCACUUGGAACCCGGCACCGGACGGUGGACAACACGGAUGACAUGAUAUGAUGAUCGCGAUGCCCGCGUACCGGGGGUACCUCGCCCCUCUUCCUCCAGGAGCAGCAUCUCAGGAGGAUACCUGUUGAUAAGCUGACUGCUACUGACGUGCGUGCGAGUGCGCAUGCUAGCUCUCCUCCCCCGAUUAUUAUUGCUAACCGCAGAGAUAAGUGAGAUGGGCUUAUCGUCUUGGGUGUCUACUACGCACCACCGCCAACCCGCCAACUUAGACGGUGGGGUCGUGGUGAAGCUUCUCGCGAGGACGGGAGUCACCUUGGUCUCGCACACGAAUGUCGGUGAAUGCGCGCAGGUUCCGUCAUCCAUCCACCCAUCCGCCCAUCUCGCCCCCUUUUUAAUUUGCCUCCACGCCUCACCUCACGCUCCUACUGCUACCUGCGUAGCGAGGAGCUGGCGAGCCCCAAAGGCGCUUGGGGGUUGUGUUUCGCGUCAGCAGGUGGCCGGGUAUCUGAGGUCCGCAGACAUGACCGUAGGUACACUGCGCCUAUGCCGUGUCGGCACGGACGCUAUGAUAAGAAAAGGCGACCUUUCAAGGGGGACACCUGAGCCUUCGGCGGGCAUCAUGCGUAUGUAUGGUAUGCAUGUACGCGCGGGAGGGUGUGGUGCGGUUGGGUGGGUGGGUGGUAAGGUACCCAAGGUAAUAAAUAUUCACGAGACACGUGCUGUGGGAACGGUGUCUAUAUGUGUAGACAUGCGUACACAUAACGAUGAUAACGGCGAUAAUGAGGAUGAUGGUGUUCACCCGAAUGUAAAGACACCAAUAUUGCUGUUUUUUAUUGUUUUUUUAAAGCAUCUAUUGCUGCUAGAGCUGGUCAGAGGAACACACCUAUACACCCAUGCACGUCAGCCUAUAUAUAGGUACCUAGAGGGCAGAGAGCCCUAGGUGCUUAGCUACCGACCGUACCUCUCUGACGCCGUAGCGGAGAGGGAAGCUGGGGGCGAACUCAACCCCUGAGACCGGCUCCGAAGGAGAGAAGCGUGAGGGUAAGCAAAGGGGGUAAUGUGAGUUAAGUGUAACCCAAUACGCGUACAUGGGUUUAUGUAUAAUGUGUGUGCGUGUGUGUGCGCGAGAAGAUGAAGGAGGAAAAGAGAGAGAGAGAAUCCACCACGCCGCUCUGGAACCUGUGGCCCUGGGACCUCACCCCGGCCGACCGGGCUGUCUGUAGCCCACGAUGGACCCUGUUUAUGGACAAGAACAGCAACCGGGCCCUAGACCUUUUACGUCGGGACCCGAGGGGAAU
Durotheca rogersii is the source of this 1363-nucleotide messenger RNA. RefSeq lists its product as uncharacterized. The transcript is spliced from 2 exons. Lineage: Eukaryota; Fungi; Ascomycota; Sordariomycetes; Xylariales; Xylariaceae. The coding region runs from base 229 to 1005 and encodes 258 amino acids. The record is from RefSeq and is a predicted model, not a curated record.